AAUCGUCACAUGACCCACGUAACGGUCGUCGUCAUAGUAGUACGCUCCCGUAAAUGGAUGGCGCUGUCGUGUGUGUUAUCUUUGUGCCGCUUUAACUGAACUUUAAACGUCUUAAAUGUCAAACUGCAGUUUACUCGCCGCCGACACGCUCAGAUAUUUCAGUGUUUUAUCUAAACUGGCGACGUGAGAAGAGACGGCUGCUCAAAUUCAAGCUCAGGUGUAUUUGGUGCCUGAUGAUGGGUUUCUGGCAGCCUGUCACCAACAUAAGAGAUUAUAUAUUCCACAAUCCACCAUGGGUGACCUUUUUCCUGUGUCUGCUGGCUCUGGCUGUCUCGUUCAUUGGCCUCGGCUCUUACAUCUCCACCAUCUCCACCAACACUCUGCCUAACCCCGACACAACACUGGACUGGAACUACCUCCUGUCCUCUUUAUCAGAGUUUCAGCUGUGUGUGAAAGCCAAUGCAAAUUCAUCUGAGCUUGUUUCCCCAGUCCCUUCAUCUCUGACAGACAGAGACACUUCCAUUCAACCUACACAGACUCCUCCUGUCACCACUUUACAUCUCAGGGUGCCUCUGGCUGUGACUGCCAACUCAAACAGUGGCUCUCUAAAAGACCUUGGUCUAUACACUACCCUGAGAGCUAAGGAACUACACAUUGGAGGGAAUGAGAUUGUUGAUGUGACUUUAAAGUUUUUGUCUGGAAAUGAUACAUGCCUCACCAUAAGUGCCCCAACACACCUCCUGCCCAUGAGCCUGCUUCCACCAGAGUGUCCUGUAUCUGAGAAAAACAUUUCACCCAUCCACAUGGAAGCGAGCAAGGAGUCUACAGCGUCACAGAGCUGCUACAGUCUACACUUCAAGAAUGACCCUACACUCACAGUCCUAUUAACACAGGAGGAGCUCAGGGUAGCAGUGCGACAUCUGUUGGAAGUCGGCAUGUGUCUGAUAGGAGUUUGUUUGAUGAUCUGUUUAACUGCUGGCCUGACACAUUCACUCAUACGUCGCCACCAUUGGAGUGAACUGGAUCUACAAAAUGAGGCCUUGAUUGACUGACACAUGAACAUUUUUCAUCCUCUGCAUCCUGAAGAAAUCAGUUGAUGGUUGAGAGAGAACAAGAAUAAUUAUUGCUUCUUUAAAAGAGGUGUCCCGCCGAGCACAGUCAUCAUGGGGGAGCAUAACUGUGAAAACAGUUAUACAGCAUCUUCUGUGGAGAGGGCUUUCUACAGCCUGAGAAAAUUAACCCUGGUGGUGUCAGCUUGGGUUCGGAGACUAGAUAUUUAUGUAGUAUCCAGCAAAUUUCAAGCUUUACUCUGACUAGGGAUGAAAAGUCAGGAUAUUUCUGCAUCAGUAUUGAGGAUUUUUAAUCUGUCUGUUCCUAACUUGAAAGUGCAAUACUAAGAUCAGUGGAGUAUCCCUGUUUUAGAAGACUUAAAUAUUGUAACAUAUCCAAGAGAGAAACAUGGUAGAGAAUGAGUAUAUUUUGUAAUAGGACCAUGUUGUAAUGGGAACAACUCUUCAACUAGUAAUGCUUCCCAGAAAUGGUACUUUCACUUCCCAGUCUGUGAUAUUCAAUGCAUUCCAGGAGUUAUUUGCUUUCUGUCUUGUUUAUUUCAGUUCCCACAUUGCCAGGAAUGACUCAGUAUUUUAUAAGGUACAAUAUAUUGUAUUCCUAUCACCAGAUGUUUUUUUGUCUUAAUUGCUUUGGACUAGGUUUGUUUGCCUGUUUAACCACUUCAAUUUACAUAUGGGACAUUUAAAACUCAUUUAAACCAGAUGAUAGAUCUACAGCUGUGCAAGUGUUCUUGCCUUCACCUACAACGUGUUAAAUCACUUGCACAGCAGUAAAAGUGUUAAAGAAAUAAAUAAAUAUCUCUUGCUCCUAAUUAAAUGUAUAAGCAACAGAUGGUGUUUAACGCUGCUAUGAUACAGGCCAUUUGUUAUAUUUGAUUUAUAACAGAGAGUUAACAGGACACUAAGCAAAGUGUAUGUCAUGUAAAUGACCAUGUACUAUGGUUUUAUGCACUAACUCAACUAACUACAGUCAGGGGCGCUGCCAGAAAUUUUGGGCCCCAUGACAAAAAAAUCCAAUUGGGCCCCUUCUGCGCAGCUGUUGUCACCACAUCUCUAGGACCUAACUAUCCCAUCAA
This is a messenger RNA of Larimichthys crocea (large yellow croaker), 2146 nucleotides long. Its product is annotated as transmembrane protein 248. The coding region runs from base 234 to 1052 and encodes 272 amino acids. The transcript is spliced from 7 exons. NCBI's taxonomy places the organism in Eukaryota, Metazoa, Chordata, Actinopteri, Sciaenidae. The record is from RefSeq and is a predicted model, not a curated record.